AUGGAUCAGAAACCUCAACCUGUAGUUCAUGAACGUCAUGACUCAAAAGAAGAAUUAGAACGAUUAUUUAAUGUAUUAAAUUCACAAAAUAACCCUACAGUACCUAUGCGUGAUCGUCGUUUACCUUAUUCAUUCUUUCAAGGGCCAACUCGCCCCUAUGAUUCCAAUAAUACAACUGCAACGUUAUCGACUGAUAACAAUUUCGGUGUUGGCGAUAGCAUCGUUCAUCCUCGUAUCAAAUCUUCACCUGCAUCAUUUCCGUACCACAAUAAUAACAGUGACAUGACUAACAGUAACAAUUCAGCUUUUCAACACCGUAAUCAACCGCUUCAUCCUAAACAUCAUUCUAGCAGUGCGGCAUUUCGUAAUGAAAACGCUCAUUCUAAUAAAUCAUUUCCUGCCGAUGUAAACUAUAAGAAUUUGAUCAAUCCUAACGUGGCAAUGCGACAACUGCCAAUGGCCAGAUUUGAUGACAAAUGCAGCAUCAUUAAUUGCCAAACUUUCAGCUUAAAAUUGCUCAAUUACGGUAUUGUUUGCACUUGGCGCCCUGUGCAACAAAACGGCUUACACAUCAGGGGAGGUAGCGGAAGUGGGUUACAUCCCAAUAAUGGACCUAUGCAAGCAAAAUUACCUGAUGGAUGGGAGAAAGCCUUCACUCCGGAAGGUCAGGUGUAUUUUGUAAAUCAUAUUACCAGAACAACAAGUUGGAAUGAUCCAAGAAGAAGUAUGAUGCAGGCACAAAGUCCAAAUCCCGUUAUACAAUCACCACUAAAGACCACUUACGAUCUGCCCAAUGAUAAAGCUAUGCAAGAAUUACAGAUGAUGCAAUUAGAAAGAAAACAUUUAGAACAGAAAAGAGAAGAAAUGCUUAGAAAAGAAUCUGAAAUUAAACGUCAAAUUGAAACGUAUCAACGACAACAAAUACCUGUAGGCCGUACGGAGCAAUUAUUGCACCGACCUGGAUUAGCUACGACUGCUGCACCUAAUGGUAUACCCAAUCAUAAUCCUGGUCUGAUUAAACGAGAGCCAAGUAGCCCCUCUCCCAUGCAAAUUGAUUAUCCAACUCCACAGCAUAAUUCUUUACCGACAGAUAUUCAAGCCAAUUUAAGCCAAGGUCAGAUGUUGAAUUACCGCGGCGGUAAUAUAUCGAUCAAUAAUCAACUGGCAAACGGGGGAUUUAAUAAUCAAAUAAUGUCUGAAAAUAAUGAACCAGAUAUCGAAGAAUUAAUUCAAAGUUUGAGCACUUCCGCACAAGACUUAGAUAUUGAGGCCACUUUAAUAGAUAGAGAUGCUAUCGCAAAAAUUGAAUCCGAUCUUGUUAAUACUGAACCUGAUUGGUACUAA
This is a messenger RNA of Trichoplax adhaerens, 1344 nucleotides long. RefSeq lists its product as uncharacterized. Gene Ontology annotation, cellular component: nucleus; cytoplasm. The record is from RefSeq and is a predicted model, not a curated record. Gene Ontology annotation, biological process: positive regulation of transcription by RNA polymerase II; hippo signaling. NCBI's taxonomy places the organism in Eukaryota, Metazoa, Placozoa, Uniplacotomia, Trichoplacea, Trichoplacidae. Bases 1 to 1344 code for a protein of 447 amino acids. The transcript is spliced from 3 exons. Gene Ontology annotation, molecular function: protein binding; transcription coactivator activity.